Phymastichus coffea is the source of this 2380-nucleotide messenger RNA. It is a transcript of the gene Sirt4, whose product is annotated as NAD-dependent protein deacylase Sirt4-like. Lineage: Eukaryota; Metazoa; Arthropoda; Insecta; Hymenoptera; Eulophidae. The transcript has 4 exons. The record is from RefSeq and is a predicted model, not a curated record. Bases 111 to 1055 code for a protein of 314 amino acids. Gene Ontology annotation, molecular function: NAD+ binding.
CGUGUUGUGACUGAUGCACUAAUGUCAAGAUGUUUUCGUGAUAUUAAAUUUUCUUCCGUUCUAUAUUAUAUUGCAUACUUUAAUCUAAAAGUAAAUUAAAAAUCGCUUAAAUGGUUUUAAUUGUCACGUUUCGUAAUUCAAACUUAAAAAAUUAUUUCCUAUUCUUAAACUUAUCAGAUAGAAUUAAUUAUUUGUCAAAUCUUGCUUUUGUACCAAAGUCUGAACCAGUAAAACCAGAAGAAGUAAAUUUACUCAAACAGUUUUUACACAACUGUGGAAGAAUAUGUGUUAUAACAGGAGCUGGAGUAUCAACUGAAAGUGGAAUUCCUGAUUAUAGAUCAGAAGGUGUUGGCUUAUUUGCUACGAGUGAUCGUAGACCAGUCAAAUACCAAGAUUUUUGUAGAAGUGAUGCAACUAGGAAGAGAUAUUGGGCAAGAAAUUAUGUAGCUUGGCCAAGAUUUUCAUUAUUUAAGCCAAAUUUUACUCAUAAUUGGUUAAAACAUAUGGAAGAUAUUGGAAAAGUCAGCUGCGUCAUAACACAAAAUGUUGAUAGUUUACAUAUAAAAGCUGGUAGUAAGAAUGUCAUUGAGUUACAUGGAACUGGUUAUAGAGUAAUGUGCCUUAGCUGUGAUAAGAAAAUCAAUAGGUUCGAAUUUCAGAAUAUCCUAGAUCAACUAAAUCCUAAUAUGAAAACCAGCUAUGAAAUAAUACGACCAGAUGGAGAUGUAGAUCUUACGCAGGAACAAACUGACAAUUUCAUAAUUCCAUCAUGCUCAAACUGUGGAGGAGUACUAAAACCAGAUAUAGUAUUUUUUGGUGAUAAUGUACCUAAGAUAAUUGUUGAUCAAGUGAAUAAUGAAGUUGAACAAGCAGAUGCAUUGCUUGUACUAGGAACUUCUUUGAGUACUUUCUCUGGAUACAGAAUUAUUCUACAAGCUACAGAGGCUGAGAAACCUAUUGCAAUAGUAAAUAUAGGGACUACAAGAGGCGAUGAAUAUGCUCAUUUAAAAGUUCGUGGUAGAUGUGGAGAAAUUCUUUCUAUGCUUAAAUCGUAAUAUGUCAAACGUAAUUUCGGUUAAAUCGGUAUUUAUAAACAACAAGAGCUAUUGUAUAAUAACCACAACUUUAAAUCUAUAUAAGAUACUUUUACUUAUAACGCUAUUUACCCUAUAACGUUAUAUGGAAGUUUCACUGAUUUACGUUGUAUUUUCGAAUACGAAAUUCAUUUUAUAGGAAUUAUUUUAUACUUUGGAUACCCAAAUUCACUAAUUUUUCGAAAUUCUCGGGUAAUAGAAGUCAUUUUAUCUAAAAUAAUAUAUCUAAAUAUAAACUUGCGAUAUAUCAUUCAAUUCAUAAUGCUUUACCUUAAGCGUGUAAGUAAACCAAAUUCAUCUAUGAUUUUAAUUUAAGUUAAACCUUGUAAAAUAACUCAUAUAUACUGCCAUAGAUACUGUCAAAUCGAAAUAGUGCAACGGCAUAUCUAAAAAAAAUAAUUGCUCAGGUUUGAAACGAAACUACAUAUAUUGAAAAAUUUAUUCAUAGUAAAAAGUUAUUUUUAAUUUUAGUAACUUUCAGGGAUAGUAAGUGGAAUGUUAUAUUAAAUGUUAUUUGUGUAAAUCUUGUUAAGGAUUAAUCUUAAUUUUUUGAAAUGUUAAGACUUACUUUUAUCGACAAUAUUUGACAAACUAAAGUACAAAUAAUUGUAAGUGCACAUAUAUUUUAAAAAUCAUUGAAAACUAAUUUCCAAUACAACUGAUAGAAAAAUUGAUUGUUGUAAUAAUAACCUCCACGUCUUUCAAAUGCCUUCAGUAUUUUACAAACUAGAUAAAUAGACGCAUAAACACAUUUAUAAGAGAAAAAAGAAUAAUACAAGUGAACUAAGUUCUACUCGUAAUCUACGAAGACUGUCUAUAAGAUAAUCCAGCUCUUGAGGGCAAGUAAAAUAUCAAUCUAUUAUUAUAGCCAUUAUUAUAGGAUAUGAAUAUCUUCUGAAAUAUAUAUCAAUCAAAGGUAACAAUACAGUCAAAAACAUCAAAAGAAUUUUCAACCACUAUCAAUAGUUUCAAUUGUGAUUUUGAUUACAACUAUGGACAUCAGGCGCACUUCACGCACUCUCAUCGCUUUUUUAUUCUUGUCAUAUUAAUUCAAAUAUUUAAUUGGAUCACUUUUUUCAAAGUUGGAUUUUUCAAUUUUUUUACAAAAUACAUCACAGCGGUAAAAUGUUUAUUAGUAAAACAGUUCCGCAUAUUCUAAAUUCAUGAUUUAUCAUAUCAAAAACUGCUAUAAAUAAUCUUUAGUUCUUUUCAACUAUACGGAUCAAAUUCCUAUUGAACAUUUAUCCCAUUCUUUAAAUAAAUAUUGCGACAUUACAACAUUUAUU